AUGGGGAUUCCCCUCCGGUCUCUCCUCGUCGCCUCGCUCGUCCUCAGUUCGGUCGUCUUGCACGUCGCAGCGGCCAAAACUAUAGAUCCGUACAAGGCGAGUUUUACAUGUACAAUGGGGGUCCCUGUACAAUGUACUAAAAUGGUUCUAGGAGUUGACAAGAAUGCUAGCCAACGGGAUAUUCAGAAAGCCUUUCACAAGCUUUCUCUAAAAUACCACCCUGACAAGAAUAAAGGCAAGGGUGCGCAGGAAAAAUUUGAAGAAAUAAACAAUGCAUAUGAGAUUCUAUCUGAUGAAGAGAAGCGGAAAAACUAUGACCUCUACGGGGAUGAGAAGGGUAACCCUGGAUUUGGUGGUGGAAAUUUUGGAAAUCAUGAGGGCUAUACAUACUUUGGUGGUGGCCCCAAGUCCAGUCAUUUCACAUCUGGAAAUGGAUGGCAGACAAUGGGUGGUCAAGGAAAUACAAAAACGUUUUCCUUUUCUUUUGGUAGUAAACCUGGGGCCAGUGGUGGAAACCCGUUUGGUGGUGGUUUAGAUUUUGGUGAUGUUUUCUCGAACCUUUUUGGUGGUGGAUCAAUGGGUGAUAGCCAUUUUGGUGGAUCAACUGGCUCAGCUAGAGCCAACACUGGAACAUCUGGUCAGCAUUCUGGCACUGCCAAGAUUCAGGAUAUCACCACACAAGUUUUCAAUAAAGAAGUAGCUGACCAAGGAACUACUUGGCUUCUGUUAUUUUAUACACCCCAGUCAAAAGGUCAAUUUGUGCUAGAGAGUGUCAUGCAGGACGUGGUCCAUUCACUGGAUGGUGCUCUGAGGGCUGGUAAGGUCAACUGUGACAAUGAAAAAUCUCUUUGCAAAAGGUCUGGUGUUUCAAUAGGGAAAUCGGCCCGCCUCUUCAUCUAUUCAUAUGCUACUACAGAGAAAGGGUCUUUGCAUGAGUAUUCUGGAGAACAUGAUGCUAAGAGCUUGAAGACAUUUUGUCAAGAACACCUGCCAAGAUUCUCCAAACGGGUAGAUAUUGGCCAAUUCAGCUUCCCUUUAAAUGUUCUACCAAACCUUCCUCAAGUGCUCUUACUAUCGAGUAAGAAGGACACACCAGCAAUGUGGCGUGCUAUCAGUGGGAUGUUCCGCAAUCGAUUAAUUUUUUAUGAUGCUGAGGUUCAUGAUGUUUCUCAUCCGCUGCUCAAAAGUCUUGGCGUGAAGAAUCUUCCAGCUGUAAUUGGCCGAACCGUGAAUGGUGAGGAGCUCCUUCUGAAGGAUGGCAUUUCGGUGAAAGAUCUCAGAUCUGGUAUCAAGGAAUUGAAGACACUGCUAGAAAGUUUUGAGAAGAAGAAUAAGAAGCUGUCAUCGAAUCAAGCUAACAAGAAACCUUCCAGUCAAUGGGAAGAAAAAAAGGUCCCUCUCCUCACAGCUUCCAACUUUGAGGAAAUCUGUGGAGAGAAGACUUCAGUAUGCAUCAUUGGUGUUUUCGGGUCAAACAAAGCCAAGGGACAGCUUGAAACAGUCCUGUCUGAGAUAUCUAAGAAGACUCUGAUAAGGGGGCAGAACUAUAAUUCCAGAAAUGCAGUCUCCUAUGCUUUGUUGGAUAAGGACAAACAAUCUGCAUUCCUGUCAUCGUUUGAUAAGUCUGGAUAUAAGUCAUCUGACAAGCUGCUCAUUGCCUACAAGCCUCGCCGGGGGAGGUUCGCUGUGUACGACGACGAGGUGACACUGGAAGAAGCUGAAAGGUUCGUGGGAUCUGUUUUGAACGGAGACGUUCAACUGUCACCGACCAAACAAAAGCCUGUCCUUAGGUAG
Miscanthus lutarioriparius is the source of this 1794-nucleotide messenger RNA. The record is from the annotation of a GenBank genome assembly. NCBI's taxonomy places the organism in Eukaryota, Viridiplantae, Streptophyta, Magnoliopsida, Poales, Poaceae.